This is a messenger RNA of Maudiozyma barnettii, 1812 nucleotides long. RefSeq names its product SCF ubiquitin ligase complex subunit SAF1 (gene SAF1). The transcript has a single exon. Gene Ontology annotation, cellular component: cytoplasm. Bases 1 to 1812 code for a protein of 603 amino acids. Gene Ontology annotation, molecular function: guanyl-nucleotide exchange factor activity; protein binding. The record is from RefSeq and is a predicted model, not a curated record. Lineage: Eukaryota; Fungi; Ascomycota; Saccharomycetes; Saccharomycetales; Saccharomycetaceae.
AUGUCUUCAAUCAGCCAAAAUAAUAGCAAUGCGUUACCACCAGAUGUCAUAUUAGAAACUCUUCCUUAUCUCUCUACUGAGGAUAUUAAAAAUUUGUCUUUAACAAAUAAGUACUAUCACAAAUUAUUAGAUUACAAGAAUUCAGAUACCCUUUGGAAAGAAUUAUACCACAAAAUUUAUGGUUCACCAUAUACAAAUGUCGAGCCAUUCCAAGGGAGAGGUUCAGAUACAUUUAAGUCUUGCUCUGAACAAAUUAUUAGCAACCUAACGUUGACCAAUAGUUGGGCAGAACGUUAUAGAUUAAGAACAGAAACGGCAAAAUUGUUAACUUGGGGUUCUAUUAAACAAGGUAGAUUGGGCUAUAGUGCAUCAUCGAACCCUUUUAUUAAUCCAUUAACAAACAAUUUUGCGCAUAGACUUGAAAAUACAGAUGAUGAUUCUUCGCCUUACAAUUAUAAUCCUGUGAGAAUGGCUAUCUGUCUUCCUACACAGGUCCCAUGGGAUUCAAACAGUGAUAACAUUAGAAAUAACAAUGAUAGUAUUGUCUCUGUUACUGGGGGUGGAUUUUCUUUUCAAAUACUGACGAAAUCAGGUAAGAUAUUCUCUACCGGGACAUCCUUUACAGGUGGAAUUAGGGGACCUGGGCCAAGAGAGGGUCAAUCUGAUUAUAAUCAGUUCAGAGAACUUGCACACUUAUUAGAAUUAAGCUUUUCACAUCUGACCAACCCAUCUAUACCACAUCAUGGUGCUACCCCCAUUAAUAUUCAUCGAACUGUAAGUGAUCAGCAGAACCUUACCAUAGGAGUCCCUAUAAUUGGAUCACCACAUGCAAAUGUGUAUCAGAAUUUGGAAGCACUCAAUAAGGAAAUUCGAGAAACAGCACCUGGAAAUGAAUAUUUAACAAGAAUGUUUCCCAGAGAAUCAUUGCCCCUAUACAAUAUGAACGAAGAUAAUAUUCUUCAAUUUGAUAAACAACUACUUGAUUCGGUGAAAUUUUCAGCCGUAACAUCUGGAAGAACUCACUUCUUAGCACUUUCUACCGAAGGGAACAUAUAUGUUUGGGAUAGCCCAGAAUCUAAUGAUGGAAUCAGAAUUAAAUUUAGAGACCUUCCAACAUCUUCUGUAGAUCCAAUUUUAAAAAUAGCUUGUGGAUGGAACUUUAACUGUAUCUACCAGUAUAACGUUGGUUUAGUAGUAUGGAGGGAACGAGAUCCUUUGAAAUCUGGAGAAACAAGUAGCUAUGCAUUGUAUGAGGUUAUUGGUGGAACGUCUCAAUCGAACGGCGCGGCUAAAAUUAUCGAUUUUACAUGUCUCUCAGAUAAAGUAGUGUUUUACAUCGAUGAAGCAGGUGAGUUCUUGUAUAGAUAUUCAAACAAAGUCACUGAAAAGAUAAAGACUCCAAUAAAACAAAAAAUUUCGAAGUUGGUAUCUUGUUUUAAUUCUAUUAUUCUAUUCACUGUCGAUCAUUGUUACUCAUUUAAGUUAAAAGAUAACCAAAUUGAAUUAGAAACAAUAAAAGAAUUGAAGGUAGAUGAAGGAAAUGAUGAUCAUAUAGUUUCUCUUUCUAGUGGAGAUUAUCACACAUUGAUUUUGACCAAAAAGGGUCAGAUAUAUGUUUCAGGUUCUGAAAGUCAAAUGUGCGGAUGUCUUGGUUUAGGAGUAUAUGAAGACCAACCGUGGGGUCAUCUUGAAGGGCGCAAUAAUGUUAUCGUAGAGACACCACGAAAGAUAGAUAUCGGGGAGGGAAAUAUAUGUGUUGGAAUUGCAGCUGGUGGCUGGCAAAGUUCUGCAAUUAUCGUUAGGAGAUCGUAA